Asparagus officinalis (garden asparagus) is the source of this 7625-nucleotide messenger RNA. RefSeq names its product mediator of RNA polymerase II transcription subunit 12-like. Bases 429 to 7154 code for a protein of 2241 amino acids. Lineage: Eukaryota; Viridiplantae; Streptophyta; Magnoliopsida; Asparagales; Asparagaceae. Gene Ontology annotation, biological process: regulation of transcription by RNA polymerase II. Gene Ontology annotation, cellular component: mediator complex. The record is from RefSeq and is a predicted model, not a curated record. Gene Ontology annotation, molecular function: transcription coregulator activity. The transcript is spliced from 13 exons.
AAUUAAUAAAUUUUUGUAUAAUUAUAUCGUCGUCGUCAUCAUCAGCAAAGCAAAAAGAGUCAAACGCUCUCUGCUUUCUCUCUCCUCUCUCGCCCCUCGAUUUCUCUCUCAUCUGCUCUCUCUCAAAAUCUGCUUAAGAGACUGGUGGACGAGCUUGUAAAUUUAUACAAAUAAGUUAUUUGGGAGUUGGAUAUAAUUAAGAGCUGGAUGGGGUUGGAAUUGAGUUUAGAGGAUUCAAUAAGUUGAGGUUUUUGAAUAAACAGUCAAACUUUAAGCUAAGGGCUCUAAGAAGUUGAACUUAUAUUGGGAGCUAAUUCAAUGACUAAUGGUAGAAGAUUGCACUGGCAGUAAGUAUCAAUGGUGUGGAGUAUGUCCUGUCUAUAGCUGCACUGGUAUUGCGGGCAUUAUGCCGGAUAUUGUAGGCAGAAAUGCAAAGGUAUCCUGCUACCAGUUUCAGUGGUGGAGUCAGCAAUAAUGCUGUUGGUGGGUCAUCUUCUAGGGAAAAUGCAAGGGUAGACUCGGGCUUUUCGACAUCGAAUUUCAAUUUGAAUGCGAGGAGACCAUCAUCAUUAAUACCAUACAAGAUUAAGUGUGAUAAAGAACCUCUUAAUAGUCGACUUGGGCCUCCUGAUUUUUAUCCUCAGACUCCAAACUGCCCAGAAGAGACCCUAACUAGAGAAUAUAUUCAAUCUGGAUACAAGGAAACUGUUGAGGGAAUUGAGGAAGCUCGGGAGAUUGUACUUACUCAGGCCGCAUAUUUCUCAAAAUCUGAGAUCAUCUUAAAAUGCAAAGAGGCAAUACGGAAACGCCUCAGGCUUAUCAAUGAAUCUCGUUGUCAGAAGAGAAAGGCUGGACAGGUUUAUGGAGUGCCUCUUUCAGGACCACUAUUAAUAAAACCUGGUGCUUAUCCUGAUCAAAAGCCAUGUGGUGAAGAUUUCCGUCGGAAAUGGAUUGAGGCUCUGUCACAGCAGCAUAAGAGGUUAUGUUCCUUGGCUGACCAUGUUCCUCAUGGCUACCGAAAGAAAUCUCUCUUUGAAGUACUCAUUCGCUAUAAUGUUCCAUUACUAAAAGCAACAUGGUUUAUCAAAGUUACUUAUCUCAAUCAGGUUCGGCCUGCCACCAACAACAUCACAUCUGGAAAACCUGAUAAAGCACAAUUUGUUCGCACUGAUUUGUGGACAAAGGAUGUGAUUGAGUACUUGUGCCAGCUUUGGGAUGAUUUCUUCUCAAAAGAUGGUUCCUCACCAGCUGCAUCAGGGAGGGAUCAUGCCAUGCAAACUCCUUUGCAGGGUUUGGGACAGCAAAGAUCUGACUCAGCCUCUUCUAUACAUGAUGUCGAGGAGCCCUCCUUGCAAUUUAAAUGGUGGUAUAUGGUUCAUCUUUUGAACUGGCAUUAUUCAGAAGGUCUUCUUCUUCCUUCUGUUAUCAUAGAGUGGGUCCUCGGUCAGCUCCAGGAAAAGGAAUCAGCUGAGGCUUUGGAGUUGCUUUUGCCUGUUCUGUGUGAUGUUAUUGAGAGUAUUUCACUCUCACAGACCUAUGUACAGACUUUUGUGGAUAUAGCUGUUCGAUCCAUAGAUGACCUCUGUCCAACUGGUUUGAGUUUAUUAGAUGAUUCGAAAAUUCCACCCCUUGCUUCAGCCUUGAUUGAGAUGCUACAUUAUUUGAUAGUUGCUGUGCCUGAUACAUUUGUGGCCUUGGAUUGCUUUCAGCUGCCAGCCUAUAAAUUGCUUGAUAUGGGUUAUAAAAAUGCUAUAAGAAGGUCAUCAGAGCAUGAAGACGAUGAUCACAUGAGGACAGAAAAUACUGAUCUUCGAUACUUGUCCCUUGGACAUGUGAUUUCCACCAUUCAGAAACGCGCUUCUAAUGUUGCAAACAUUGUCAAUCCUAGCCUUGACGGUCAUGGUGCAGCAAAAGUUUUGAAGGUCUUGGAUAAAAUUCUGUUGGUUGGAGAUGUGAGAUCUGCUUAUAGCACUCUAUUUGAAGAUUUGUCUGAUGUGACUAUUGGAGGACGAUGGAUUACAGAAGUUAGUCCAUGCUUGCGAUCUUCUUUGGAGUGGAUUGGGACUGUUAACUUGUCUCUUAUUUGUUCUGUAUUUUUCUUGUGUGAGUGGGCAACAUGUGAUUAUAGAGACUGCCGAACAUCCCUGCCUCAGAAUCUGAAAUUUACUGGUGGAAAGGAUGUUGCACAGGCAUAUAUUGCUGUUCUACUUUUAAAGCUUAAAAAAGAAGAUAUGCAUAAUCCUUUAGAGGCCAAGAGUUCCUGUAUUAUCAGUGAAUCAUCUGUUCAUCUGCAUGAUAAUGUGUUUGGUCAAGCUGCUUUAGCUAAUGCUUCUGCUGGAAAUAGCAUGAACAGUUCAGAUGACAGAAAGAGUAAAACAGAUAUUUUUCAGAGUCCUGGUCCACUGCAUGAUAUUAUUGUGUGUUGGCUGGAUCAGCAUGAGACUGGAAGAGGUUUCGGAAGUUACAAGUGCCUUCAAGUUCUUCUUGUGGAAUUAAUACGUAAUGGCAUCUUUUAUCCUCAGGCUUAUGUAAGGCAACUAAUAGUUAGUGGGAUUAUGGAUGGAAAGGAGACAUCGUUUGAUAUGGAAAGACGAGCAAGACAUCAUAGAAUUUUAAAGCAGCUUCCUGGGAUCUGUUUGUCUGAUGUUUUAGAAGAGGCCCAGAUUGCGGAAGCUGGAUUGCUGUAUGAGGCUGCUCAUAUCUAUUCCAAUGAACGUCGACUUGCCCUUCAUGGGCUUCUUACUGACUGUGCCAUUCCUCCAAAUGGUGGCCUGAGUUUUUCAUUACGAAAGCAAAGGGACCAUUCAGCUGCUGUCAAAGAUGGCAUGUCAUUGGCUUUGCUCAAGGCACAUAGAAAAUCAAUUUCUCCAGUUUCUAAGCAAUCCAAAGUGAAGAAGCAAGUUGCAGAAAUAAAAGGCUCAAUUUCAACUUUCCUUCAAUUACCUAAUACUUGUUCUCUUCCAGUUGAAUCCAAAGCUGAGGGAUGUCUAGGGAGUAUAGAGAGACCUUUGGGCUCAUUUGGUGUCAAAGUCUGUAAGUCUGAAGCCACUGCAGGUUGUGAGGAAUGUAGGAGAGCAAAAAGGCAAAAGCUAGGCGAUGGAAGUUCUUCCUAUCAAUUGUUUUCUUUGUACCUGUCAGAUGAUGAGGACACUUGGUGGGUGAGAAAGGGAUUAAAAUUGCAAGAUUCAUUUAAGAGUGAUCCAGCUCUUAAGCUGAGCAAAAAUGGGUCUAGAGGUAGACAAAAGAUGAUGCGCAAAACUCAAAGUCUUGCGCAGUUGGCUUCUGCUAGGACUGAGAGUAGCCAAGAGGCAUCUACUAGUCAUAUAUGUCACGAAGUACACUGUCCUGACCAUAGAUCUCGUGUUGAGAGCAACUUGCCCAAUCAUAUCAAGAAGGAAGCUUUGUCUCUUGGUGAUAUUGGGAGACGUAUAAAAUGUCUUAGGCUACUAGAGAAACGGUCUAUUUCAAUUUGGUUACUAACAUUAAUUAAACAAAUGGUUGAAGGAAAUGACAAGUCUGCUUCCAGGCAGAAUGAUUGUACUAGUGCUUUUUCUGUACCAUUUGAUGAUAGGAAUGCUGGACAGUGGAAACUAGGUGAAGAUGAACUGUCUGCCAUCUUGUACAUAUUGGAUAUUUCUUGUGAUUUGAUUUCAGCUGUAAGAUUUAUUUUAUGGUUGUUGCCAAAGAUUGUCAGUGCACCAGGCAGUACAGUCCAACUUGGGAGAAAUACUGUGACCUUACCCAAAAAUAGGGAAGCCCAUGGCCUUCAAGUUGGGGAGGCAUUUCUACUAUCGGCUCUUCAAAGGUAUGAGAACAUAAUUGUAGCAGCAGACCUUUUGCCAGAAGUUCUAGCUGCUUCAAUGCAUUGCGCUGUUUGUAUGAUGGCAACCAACGGAAGAACAAUUAAUUCAGCAUCUUUUUAUUAUGCUCGAAUUUUGCUUAAGAAGUACAGAGAUGUUGCCACUGUAGUAAAAUGGGAAAAGAAGUUUCGACCUACAUGUGAUCACAGACUCCUUGCAGAACUUGAUGCGGUUCGCACAGCAGAUGGAGAUUUAGGAUUUUCCUCUGGUGUAUCUGCAGGUAUGAACGAUUUUGAUGAUUAUUUUCGUCAUAAGAUGAAUGGAAGGACAUCACGAACUGGUCCAGUCAUGAAAGGCGUUGUUCAAAGACAUAUAGAGGAAGUUGUUCGCUAUUUUUAUGCAAAAGAAAGAAAGCCGUUCGAAGGGGGAACUCCUAAAAGCCUGCCUGAGAAGUUGGAUGAUGCCUAUCAGGUAGCUCAAGGAAUUGUUCAGGGCCUAGUAGAAUGCAUUCGGCAAAAUGGUGGUGCAACUCUGGAAGGGGAUCCCUCUAUUGUGGCCUCUGCUGUUUCUGCAAUCAUAAGUAGCGUGGGACCACCUGUAGCCAAACUGUUAGAUGUAAAUCCAAACAAUAACUACCAAGGUUUGUCAUCUUCAACGAGUUCACGUACUUGUGUUGGGCACAUAAUAUGCAUCUAUAUAACUUCUCUGUCCAUGCUUAAAGAUGCUCUUGGAGAUCGUCUUAGCCGCAUAUUUGACCUGGCUUUGGCAUGUGAAGCUUAUUCUGCAGUUUCUGGAGCUUUUGUUCCGGGAAAGACUCAUCAUACUCAAUUUCAAUCAUCUCCUGAAACUCAUGAUGUAAAUUCAAGUCAUUCAAAUGAAAAUUUCAAUAAUUCUGCAAAGAUAUAUGCUGGAAGGGUUGCAAAAGCUGCUGCAGUAUCUGCUCUUGUUGUUGGGGCUAUCGUUCAUGGAGUUACUGACCUUGAGAGGAUGAUAACAGUUUUCAAAUUAAAGGAGGGACUGGAUGUGCUACAGUUCAUUAGAAAUAAAAGGACCAGUUCAAAUGGGACACAGCGGGGCAGUUUUAAACUCGAGCAUUCUGUUGAAGUGUAUGUACAUUGGUUUAGAUUGCUUGUGGGCAAUUGCCGAACUAUUUUUGAUGGACUCGUUGCAGAUAUUCUGGGGGAAUCUUACGUCUUAGCUCUUUCAAGGAUGCAGCAGAUGCUUCCUCUCAGCGUGGUUUUACCUUCUGCUUAUUCAAUCUUCGCCAUGGUCAUUUGGAGGCCAUAUAUUCUCAACAGAAAUACUGCAACUCGUGAAGAAGUCCAACUGUAUCGCUCUUUGUCCUUGGCCAUGGGUGAUGUUAUCAGACACCACCCGUUUCGAGAUUCAUGUUUAAGGAACACUCAAGUGCUCUAUGAUUUUCUAGCUAGUGAUGUUAGUGAUUCUGAGUUUGCUGCAAUGCUUGAAAUGCAUAAUCCGGAUAAACACUUGAAAACAAUGGCAUUUGUUCCACUUCGUGCCAGGAUGUUUCUGAAUGCUAUUAUUGAUUGUGAAAUGCCUGCCAUUACACAAUUACAGGAAGAUGGAUCGUGGUUAUCUAGGCCUGUUGAAAAAAGAGAGAAUGAGACAAAGCUUCUGGAUAAGGUUGUUCAUGUGUUUGACACACUGCAGCCUGCAAAGUUUCACUGGCAAUGGGUUGAGCUAAGGUUUUUGUUGAAUGAGCAAGCCCUUAUUGAAAAAAUUGAAACCAAGGACAUGUCCUUUGUGGAUGCUGUUCGAUCAUUAUCCCCUAAUUCUGAAAAUUUUGCAAUUUCUGAAAGUGAAAAGUUUUUGUCUGAAAUCGUUCUAACGAGAAUACUUGUGAGACCUGAUGCAGCACCUCUCUAUGCAGAAAUUGCCCGUGUACUUGGAAGAUCACUAGAGGAGUCACUGGUUAUGGACAUAAAAUGGCUUUUGGCUGGAAGUGAUGUCCUAUCUGGACGCAAAUCGGUCAGGCAGCAGCUUGUAUCUGUUGCUCAGCGCAAAGGUCUUUCAGCUAAAGCCCAGUUCUGGAAGCCAUGGGGUUGGUCAUGUUCUGCAGAAAAUGUUGUAGCGAACAAGGUUGAUAGAAAUAAAGUGGAAUCCUUUUCAAUUGAAGAAGGGGAAGUUGUUGAUGAACCUAUAAAUAUCAAGUUACAGACCAAAAUUAGCUCAUCAUCACCUGAGGCUGAAGCCUUUGGCUUUAGCCAGCAGUAUGGCACUGAGAAAGCACUGGUAGAACUAAUACUUCCAUGUAUAGAUAGGAGCUCCAGUGACUUGCGCAAUUCAUUUGCUGCUGAGUUGAUAAAGCAGAUGAGUACCAUUGACCAACAAUUAACUAUGCUUGCACGUGGAGGCAGUAAGCAGGCUAGUGGUAUCUCAUCUGGCGUUGAAGUUUCUUCAAACAAAGGCAGCAGCCGCAAGAGUAUGCGUGGUGGGAGUCCUGGAAUGGGUAGACGACCAACAGGAGUGAUUGAUUCCUCCCCACCAUCUUCGGCAAAACUAAAAGCAUCCUUGUGGUUGCGGUUGCAGUUUCUUGUGAGACUCCUUCCUAUUAUUUAUGCUGAUAGGGAACCAUCUCCAAGAAACAUGAGAUACACAUUCGCCUCUAUUGUACUUCGGUUUCUUGGAAGCCGGUUUAUCUAUGAGGAUGCAGAUAUAUCUCUUACUGCAUUGGCCACUGUUGCUCAGAAGAGGGAAUCACAAUCUAAUUCUAAAGCCUCUACUUUUACGUCAUGGGAUCGUUCUGGUGACAGCCUCUUUGACUUGCUUUUGUCUGUUCUGCAUGGUUUGCUUAGCUGUUCCAAACCAAGUUGGUUAAAGCCUAAGUCUUCCUCCAAGUCAACCGUCAAAUCUCCUAGAGAGUUUUCUGUGUUUGAUCGUGAGGUAGCCGAAAGCUUGCAGACCGACUUGGAUCGGAUGGAAAUUCCUGCUACAAUCAGGAGGCGUCUUCAGGCCGCGAUGCCAAUUCUACCUCCAUCUCCUCCCAUCUCUUUCUCUUGCCAACUUCCAGCACUCUCUUCAACAGUCCUUGCAUCAAUUCAACCCAGCACCCAGACUCCGCACUUAUCUAAACUAGUCUCAUUGCCUCGCCCUUCAACUAACUUAUCUACCAAGAGCAAAGCAUUGGCUUCUCUGGACUCUGACAUGGAAAUUGACCCAUGGACUUUGCUUGAAGAUGGCACAGUAUCUGCUUCUUCCUCAAGUAACAGCGGCAAUGUGAGUAAAGUUAAUGGGGAUCAUGCCAAUCUCAAGGCCUGCAGCUGGCUUAAAGGCGCUGUGAGAGUGAGGAGAAGAGAUCUUACAUAUGUUGGAGCAUUGGACGAUGAUAGCUGACCCCCCUUUUUUGUACAAUUAUUUGAUGGUGGAAGCUUGGCGGUAAGUUUAGAGCUUGGCUCUGUUGCUGUCAUUCUUUUGCCAAGGCUGCUGUAUAUAAUUAGAGUUUAAUUUUUUCCCCCGCCGAAUGAGAUGAAGAAAAUCAUCUCAGAAAUGGUCUGUAGCUCUAUUAAUGCCAUCCCAUUUUGCAUCAUGGUGUACCAUUUUGAAAGAAAAAGUGGCCUUUGUUGACUUGAGUAUAGAUUAGGAAAUGGUUGGCAAUUUUAAUUAACAGAGGGAUGGUGCAAUUGCAUCUCAUGUAAAAUUAGUAUAAACACGGGGUUGUAUCCUUAAUUUUGUUGAUUAACUGUAGCCCAUCUAAAUUAGGGUUCCUCUUAUGUACCGAAUAUUGGCUAUUCUAGCAAAGCUACAAGAUUUGCCGAUUUACCGAAUACCAUAAUGUAACUUCUGUACUUGAUGAUAUUUUGCGCA